GCUUAUAAGAAAGAAGAAGAAGAGGAAGAAGAAAGAAUUUCAAAAAAUAAGAAAAAUAAAAAUAAAAAUAAAAAGUAAAGAAAACGAAAUGUCGGGGAGGGAAAAGAGAAAAGACGAGGAAGGCGCGUCGGACGGCGACUCGGAGGGCCACGCGCCUCCCAAGAAAAACCUGAAGAGGAGCUCCGAUGAAGAUUCCGACGAAAUCAUUGUCUGCGACCUUUCAAAAAAUCGGAGAGUCAAGGUCAGGAACUUCCAAGGGAGGAUUAUGAUCGACAUUCGCGAAUUCUACGUCAAGGACGGCAAGGAAUUGCCUGGAAAGAAAGUAUGCUUGGGUCUGGAUUGGUGCUUGAGGGUUCAUGUUUCUGAUAUAGUUUGGUGAUUGGCUAACGGAAAGGAAUCUCACUAACCAUGGAUCAGUGGAACAUUCUGCGGGAUAAUAUAGAAGAAAUUGACCAGGUGGUUAAUGAAUCCUAGGAAAUCAGAGUCAAUGGAUAUGGAGAAUAUGUUAGCCUCUGGGGUGUUUUUUAAGGCUGCUAAAUACUCUUGAUCCAUGGUUAUGGUGUUUUUAAUGUUUAGAAUUGAAACUUUUUGUUGAUAUAUUAUAUAUAUGCUUAUAGGGUCCAAAACUUUAUUAAUAGGGCUUUUCCUUUUGUGCUUCAGAGCUUGCAUCACUAAACUAAGCAGUUUCUUAACAUAAUUUGUAGGAUGUUUUUUUUAUCUCUGCUAGUCUAUAAUGCAGUAAUCCAUACAUGAUCCAUGCUCA
This is a messenger RNA of Ziziphus jujuba (common jujube), 763 nucleotides long. Its product is annotated as RNA polymerase II transcriptional coactivator KIWI. Lineage: Eukaryota; Viridiplantae; Streptophyta; Magnoliopsida; Rosales; Rhamnaceae. The record is from RefSeq and is a predicted model, not a curated record. Gene Ontology annotation, biological process: positive regulation of transcription initiation by RNA polymerase II. The transcript has 4 exons. The coding region runs from base 89 to 379 and encodes 96 amino acids. Gene Ontology annotation, molecular function: transcription coactivator activity; DNA binding. Gene Ontology annotation, cellular component: transcription regulator complex; nucleus.